Hydra vulgaris (swiftwater hydra) is the source of this 531-nucleotide messenger RNA. RefSeq lists its product as uncharacterized. Gene Ontology annotation, biological process: DNA replication. Gene Ontology annotation, cellular component: replication fork. The record is from RefSeq and is a predicted model, not a curated record. NCBI's taxonomy places the organism in Eukaryota, Metazoa, Cnidaria, Hydrozoa, Anthoathecata, Hydridae.
AUGAAUUCUCUUUUAAAACUUGAUAGUGGAACAUUAUCGUUAAAAGCAGAUAGUUCUUUUCGCAGGUGCAUUGAAAUUUCUCAGCAGUACUUGUUUGGAGCAAAUGAAUCUAUAGUAGACAAGAUUUUUGAAGUUGCAGAUGAUCUUAGCAAAAUCAACAAUUUUCCUGUUAUUAAGUUUUUAAACAGUCUUACUCCAUCGGGAAUGCCUGUUCAUUGCCUAAAGCUAAAAAUUGGAGCUGUUAUAAUGUUACUUCGAAAUUUUAAUCUUAAAGCUGGACUUUGCAAUGGUACCCGAUUGAUGGUGCGUGCUCUACAAAACAAUUACAUUGAUGGGCAAGUUCUAACAUGUGUUUCAUUUGGCAAGAGGGUAUUUGUUCCUCGAGUUCAGUUAACACAAUCUAAUUCGAAUUUACUUUUUACUCUUAAACGUCGUCAGUUUUAUGUUUAUGAAAAUGAUUCUUUACUUUCAUACUAUUUGACAAAAAGUAAAAUUUUUGAUGAAAAAGAUACUUUAACUAUUAAUUCUUAA